Messenger RNA from Yarrowia lipolytica CLIB122, 837 nucleotides. RefSeq lists its product as uncharacterized. The record is from RefSeq and is a predicted model, not a curated record. NCBI's taxonomy places the organism in Eukaryota, Fungi, Ascomycota, Dipodascomycetes, Dipodascales. Gene Ontology annotation, cellular component: membrane.
AUGGACGCCGUGUACACCGCAGUACAACCUCCAAUUCAUGGCCUAGACUCAUCAGCCCUCAGCGGCAUUAUGGGAUGCAUUUCCAUCGCCUGCUGGAUCAUUGUUUUCACGCCCCAGAUUUAUGAGAAUUUCAAACGACAAUCGUCAGAAGGACUGUCUCUCUCCUUCGUCGUCAUCUGGCUCAUUGGAGACAUCUUCAAUGUGCUCGGAGCCAUCCUCCAAAAGAUCAUCCCCACCAUGAUCAUCCUCGCCAUCUACUACACCCUGGCCGACAUUCUGCUGCUCUUGCAAUGUCUGGUGUACACACACAGAAACAAGAUGGUUGAUCUCAAGCACCUGUCUCCCGCCACACCUCUUCUUGAGGCCGAUCCCAGCCACGAUGCCGAGCCCCGUCCUGCUCCCGUGACCGAACCCGUGCCGCGAGCCAAGGUCAUCUUCUACCGUCUGCUGAUGGUGGCCACCGUCAUCGCUGCCGGCAUUCUGGGCUACGUCUUCUCGUCCAACAACCACAAGGACGGUAAGCCCGAGAAGCCCCACGACGAUCCUUUGGAGAUGAACAUGCUGGGUCAGUUUUUCGGCUGGCUAUGUGCUGCCUUCUACCUGGGCUCUCGGGUGCCUCAGAUUGUGCUCAACUACGAGCGAAAGUCGUGCGAGGGUAUCUCCUUCAUGUUCUUCCUGUUUGCCUGUCUCGGCAACCUCACUGCUGUGGCUUCCAUUUUGCUCAAAGAUACCAGCCGGCAGUAUCUCAUCAUCAACGCCUCGUGGCUGCUUGGAGCCAUUGGCACUCUGUUCCUUGACUUUGUCAUUUUCUGUCAGUUUUGGAUUUACGGAGAGUAG